UCCAGUCCCUGCACAUCGUCAUGCUGGGCCUGGACUCGGCGGGGAAGACCACGGUGCUCUACCGGCUCAAGUUCAACGAGUUCGUCAACACGGUGCCCACCAUCGGCUUCAACACGGAGAAAAUUCGGCUGAGCAACGGCACAGCCAAGGGCAUCAGCUGCCACUUCUGGGACGUGGGCGGGCAGGAGAAGCUGCGCCCGCUCUGGAAGUCCUACAGCCGCUGCACCGAUGGCAUCAUCUAUGUGGUGGACUCAGUGGAUGUGGACCGGCUGGAGGAGGCCAAGACGGAGCUGCACAAGGUGACCAAGUUUGCGGAGAACCAGGGCACCCCGUUGCUGGUCAUCGCCAACAAGCAGGACCUGCCCAAGUCCCUGCCUGUGGCCGAGAUCGAGAAGCAGCUGGCCUUGCACGAGCUGACCCCCUCCACCACGUACCACGUCCAGCCUGCCUGCGCCAUCAUCGGCGAGGGGCUUACAGAGGGCAUGGACAAGCUCUACGAGAUGAUCCUGAAGCGCAGGAAGUCCCUCAAGCAGAAGAAGAAGCGGUAAAGCUCGCGGGUGCACGAACAGAUGGGAAAACAGACAAAGGAACCGAGGGGGAGAGAGAACCAAAGCGAUCCUCUUUCCCCCCCUCCCCUUUUUUUCCUUUUCCAAAUGAAAAGACGACAAUAGCGGUGAUAACAAUACAUCUCCUGCUAGCCAAACCCAGAUCCUGACUGCAGGCGAGAGCCGGGAUCUCCCUCUCCCGCUCUUCCUUGCCRCACUGUCCGUCCGUGCCCGGCUGCAGGAGGGGAGCCCGGACCAGCACUACGUGCCCGGGGGCCAACUCUGGAGCCCCCCGGGCUGGCAGCCGCGGACGGAGAUGUUCUAGCGGGACUAGACAUCGCAGGUGGCGGGGAUGUGGAUCGGGACCUGGACCGGCGGAAGCUCCCGCUGGUGCCGCUCCAUCCU
Molecule: messenger RNA, 950 nt
Organism: Nothoprocta perdicaria
Lineage: Eukaryota; Metazoa; Chordata; Aves; Tinamiformes; Tinamidae
Gene: ARL4C
Product: ADP ribosylation factor like GTPase 4C
Exons: 1
Coding region: 21-548 (175 amino acids)
Biological process (GO): intracellular protein transport; endocytic recycling
Cellular component (GO): cytoplasm
Molecular function (GO): GTPase activity; GTP binding
Source: RefSeq, a predicted model, not a curated record